UCUGCAGUUGAAUUCACGGACGUCUGGGCCCGUAUCAUGCGGGGUAUUCAUGUCAGUGAGAGAGGAAGAAUGAGGGUGGGAGACGGGAGUGAUCCGCGUGGCCUUCGGUUGCUUCGCGUACCUCCCUCCGGUUCGGCGUUAGAGUACGGGACGGGAAAGCGAAACCCUCACGGCGCCGGAACCCCACCAGUCCUCCACCACCACCUCCCAAUUCCGGAAGCGAAUAAACGCCACUAGAUUCCGGCCGCGGUCCCUCCUCCAGCGCCGGCGUCCCCUCGAUUGGCUGCGAACCUUGCGGCUUCGUUCGCGCCAUCGCAGAUCGGGGCUGGUUUGUCUAGAUAGAGGUGCUCUGUUGCGUAGGAGAGGGUGGGGGCGUCAGAGCUGCCGGCGUUUUAUUUUGGUCCUUUUUCAGCCGGUGAGCUGCGGCUUUCUCGCUAAUUACUCGGCGCGGCAGCAGACUUGGGCUGCACAAGCUUGCUAUCUCUGGUUCAAUUGGCCCAGCUUGCGCUCUGAUUGCCCCCCAAAACUGCGUGCGUGUCUCGCAGCGUGCUGGAAUCGCUCAUCUGUUCGUCUGGCGAAGCAAUUGGCUAGCCGAUUACAUCUCCGGCUCACCUUCAUCUCACUGCAGUCUGCUGAAAUCGCCCGUCUCUGCGGGCCAUUGCCGCUCGCUUCAUUCGUGGGUUGCUGAGGGCGCCUUGGGGGCCUGGGGCCUGAAUUUGCGUGGGGCAGUCUUGGGAAAGCGCAAGGGAACCUUUACUCGUGACCAUGAAUCUACUGGAGGAGUUGAUCCGGGCGAUAGAGCUCUGGCUCCGGAUUGUUAAGGAGCAGGUGCCCUUGAUCGACCCCACCCUUGACCCAGUGUUACUUGUUCCUGGUAUUGCUGGCUCCAUCCUUGAAGCUGUUGAUGAUGAAGGAAACAAGGAGAGAGUUUGGGUGCGCAUCCUUGCUGCUGAGCAUGAGUUCCGGGAGAAGCUCUGGUCCAAAUUUGAUGCCUCCACUGGUAAAACUGUUUCUGUUAACGAGAAAACAAGAAUUACUGUCCCUGAGGACAGAUAUGGUUUGUAUGCCAUUGACACAUUAGACCCAGACUUGAUCAUUGGCGAUGACACUGUGUACUACUAUCAUGACAUGAUAGUGGAAAUGAUUAAAUGGGGAUAUCAAGAAGGAAAAACUCUCUUUGGAUUUGGUUAUGAUUUCCGUCAAAGCAACAGGCUCUCAGAGACACUUGACAGAUUUUCCAAAAAGCUGGAGUCAGUGUACACAGCUUCUGGUGGAAAAAAGAUCAAUCUCAUUACUCAUUCAAUGGGGGGAUUACUUGUGAAGUGUUUCAUCUCUCUGCACAGUGAUACAUUUGAAAAAUAUGUCAAGAGUUGGAUCGCAAUUGCUGCACCAUUCCAAGGUGCCCCUGGGUACAUAACUACUAGUCUGCUCAAUGGAAUGUCUUUUGUCGAAGGAUGGGAAUCAAGAUUCUUUAUUUCCAAAUGGUGUAUGCAGCAAUUGCUACUUGAGUGCCCAUCAAUCUAUGAGUUGCUGGCAAACCCUAACUUCCAGUGGAAAGACAUCCCACUGCUACAGAUUUGGAGAGAGAAUUUGGAUAACAGUGGCAAGAAAAGUGCCCUGUUAGAGUCGUAUGAGCCUGAGGAAGCAAUAAUGAUGAUUAAAGAGGCUCUUUCCAGUAAUGAGAUCAUUGCUGAUGGCAUGCAUAUUCCGGUGCCCCUUAAUUUGGAUAUAUUGAAUUGGGCAAAGGAAACUUAUGAUCUUUUAUGCAGUACAAAGCUUCCGGAAUCAGUGAAAUUCUACAACAUUUAUGGGAUUGAUUAUGAUACUCCACAUACUGUCUGCUAUGGCAGUGAACAGCAUCCGGUUUCAAGUCUUAGUAGCCUCUUAUAUGCUCAGGGAAAAUACGUCUAUGUUGAUGGCGACGGAUCUGUUCCCGCAGAAUCAGCAAAGGCUGACGGAUUUAAUGCAGUGGCAAGGGUUGGGGUGGCUGCUGACCACCGGGGAAUCGUGUGCAGUCGCCGCGUGUUCCGGAUCGUUCAGCACUGGCUGCACGCUGGAGAACCUGACCCGUUCUACGACCCGCUGAGCGACUAUGUCAUACUCCCAACACUCUACGAAAUCGAGAAGCAUCGUGAGAAACACGGGGAUGUCACGUCCGUAGCGGAGGACUGGGAGAUCAUCUCCCCGAAUGACGGCAAGACCUUGAGGCCAGGCGAGCUUCCUCCUAUGGUCAGCACACUGACCACGAGCCGGGAAGGCAAGGAGGGUGCACUGGAAGAGGCGCAGGCCACUGUGGUCGUUCACCCGGAGAAGAAGGGGCGGCAGCAUGUGCAAGUUAGGGCUGUGGGUGUCAGCCAUGGUGGCUAAAGCCGUAGGAGCCACCACUUUGGUUGUCUACUCUAUCUAGCAGUAGCAGCUAUACCUGUAGGUGCACGCACUGUAAAAUUGGAUGUACAUAUAUGGCUAUGACCUCUGUAGGGACUCUGGUUUUAGAACUAUAAAUGGGCACCCUGCCUGCUUGUAAAUGUUCAGAACCGAAAACACAGGCCCUGUUCUUUUUUUUUCCUUUUUUAAAAAAAUAAAAAGAUGGUAAAGGAUUCCAUUACU
This is a messenger RNA of Zea mays, 2607 nucleotides long. RefSeq lists its product as uncharacterized. The coding region runs from base 766 to 2367 and encodes 533 amino acids. The transcript has 11 exons. The record is from RefSeq and is a predicted model, not a curated record. NCBI's taxonomy places the organism in Eukaryota, Viridiplantae, Streptophyta, Magnoliopsida, Poales, Poaceae. Gene Ontology annotation, biological process: lipid metabolic process.